This is a messenger RNA of Mytilus californianus (California mussel), 709 nucleotides long. RefSeq lists its product as uncharacterized. The record is from RefSeq and is a predicted model, not a curated record. Lineage: Eukaryota; Metazoa; Mollusca; Bivalvia; Mytilida; Mytilidae. The transcript has 4 exons. The coding region runs from base 3 to 674 and encodes 223 amino acids.
AUAUGGGAUGGCAAAGUACAGGCGAUGGCAGCUUGAAAGGUUGGGCUGGUAGCAACGGAAAUCCUGGAGCAAACUCUCAUGGUUGGGUAUCAGAAAACGGCGGCAAAAGUGGCGGUGUAGCAGGAGUUAUUAAAGAUGCAGCCAAGGCUGCAGUAGAAUCAGCAGCUCAGAUGGCAAAGGCAGCAGCCAAAGCACUGGCAAACUGUUUCAAUCCUUUGUCUUAUGCGAUGGCAUGCCAAUUUGUCGUAGAUCCAAGAAUAACAUUAGCACAACAGCACACAGACAACCAUACAGAUAAAGCUACAGCAAUGAAGUCAAUGACCACGUGGUGUGUCGCGCCAUCAAACUAUUUUACCAAACUUCCACCAAGAUCUAGCUACAAAUGUGACAAGUGUCCGACGAUGCCCGCACCUGGUGGUUAUGGCUGUCCAAGUUUAACUGUUAUGAGGUAUAUAGAAAAAUUAGCAGCCAAUGGACCAGUGACGGUAAAUGAUUUUGCUGGUGGCUGCCAUGAUUGUAAUUCACCACAUUAUGCAGGAGAUGCAGUUGAUCUGAAAAAGGAUAUGCUCAGAACAAGUGAAUUCUGGGUAGAAUGCCAGAAAAUGGGAGGAUGGUUCUUUGACGAGGGAGACAGUCUUCAUUGUGAUUUCAGAGCAAAGAAAGGAAUCAGAUGAUUUUCAAUCUUGUCUUCCUUAUUUUUUAUGUUUUC